Boeremia exigua is the source of this 2001-nucleotide messenger RNA. RefSeq lists its product as uncharacterized. Gene Ontology annotation, molecular function: flavin adenine dinucleotide binding; oxidoreductase activity, acting on CH-OH group of donors. The record is from RefSeq and is a predicted model, not a curated record. NCBI's taxonomy places the organism in Eukaryota, Fungi, Ascomycota, Dothideomycetes, Pleosporales, Didymellaceae. The coding region runs from base 1 to 2001 and encodes 666 amino acids. The transcript has 2 exons.
AUGCGGUUCUUCAACACAGGGAAGGGACUAAGUCUCAGCACUACUUUCAUAGUUGUUAGCAGUAUUCUGGGGGCCGUAGAGGCUAGCCCAACAGCUGAUGUGUACGAUUACAUCGUUGUAGGUAGUGGUCCAGGCGGUGGCCCACUGGCUGUCAACCUCGCCCGAGCUGGUUUCAAGACUCUACUACUUGAGGCUGGCGAUGACGAGAGCGCCGAUAAAAGGACUCAAGCUCUUGCUUUGAUGCAAGUACCCAUCGCCCCAAACCUUGGCUGGUCAUUCUGGGUCCGCCAUUACGAUGACGACGAACAAACCAAGAGGUACCAGCGACUCACCUGGAGGCUUCCCAAUGGAGACUUGUGGGUUGGUCCUGGUAGUUCUGCGCCUGCUGGUGCUGAGAUGCUUGGUGUGCAAUACCCCCGUGGCUCUUCGUUAGGAGGUUCGACUCUGGUGAACGCUGCCUUCACCAUUUUGCCUAGCGAGAGGGACUGGAACGGGAUCGAAGAACUUACUGGCGAUUCCUCGUGGAAUGCUGCACGCAUGAGAGAGAUAUUUGUGAAGACAGAAAAAAACUUAUAUCUCCCAGCCGGAACACCUGGACAUGGAUUCGAUGGAUACCUCCAGAUUAACCAAGGAUAUGGCAGUGUGCAUCUCAAUUCGCCACAAUCAUCAGCAAUGUAUAGGGCUUUGACUGCCGAGGCCGGCCAGAACCCGGAUGAUUUGGAAAAGCUUCUCAACACCGAUCCUAAUCAGCUGAGCCCGGAUAGAGACCAAGUCACUGGUCUCUCUGGAGGAGCUUUCCACGCCAAUGCUACUUGGGGUCGCUAUAGCGUGAGAGAUCGCGUUCUCGACACUCUCCGUGCCGUUGAUAAACGCGGAAAAAAGCGAUACCCGUUAGACCUCAGGCUGAACUCCUACGCAAGCAAAGUGCUUUUUGACAAAUCCGUGAACGGAUCCGUUCCACGAGCCAUCGGUAUUGAAUAUCUCGAAGGCAAGAGUAUCUACCAAGGUGACCUCCGGUACAACGCUUCCAACAAGGCGACGACUAGAAAAGUGUACGCUAAAAAAGAGGUUAUCCUUAGCGGUGGGACAUUCAACACGCCUCAGCUCCUGUUGUUAAGUGGUAUUGGCCCAGCCGCCGAUCUAAAAGCGCUCAACAUUCCAGUAGUCGUGGAUCUUCCUGGUGUUGGUCGCAAUAUGCAAGAUCAUAACGAGAUUGGCACUAUUGCUCACGCUGCUCAAAACAUUAGUCUGGAUGCUGAUCCUGGGUUCCCUCGAUCGCAAUGCUUGUUUGGUGCUCCUAACGAUCCAUGCUAUGAUCUUUGGCAGCAAGGCCAAGGUCCAUACGCAGAGGGAAACACAAUGGGAAGCAUGAUCUUUCUCAAGACAAAUCAUACGAACACUGGAGAACGUGAUAUUGGCAGUUUCUCCGGGCCUUUUGGAACUCGCGGCUUCUGGCCUGCAACCCCAAACCAAGACUUCACAGACCCCCCUAACACUUGGGGCUUCAUGACUGUCCAUAUGCAUGGCAGCAACCACGCUGGAUAUGUUAAGCUACGCUCGGCCGACCCAACAGCUCAACCUGAGAUUAACUUCCGUCACUUCUCUGACGAGGGCGCUGAUCAAGAUAUCAGUGCUAUCAAGGAGUCUAUCGCAUUCUUUCGAAGGGUCUACAAUCGUGUGCCAGCACCCGUUGGUCCUGUAGAACACGUCUGGCCAACAUGCACAGGCACUAUCACCGCUGAGGGUGGCUGCUCAGAUCCUGAAAACGACGAACAGUUUAUUCGGGACAACAACUAUGGCCAUCAUGCCACAAGCACCAGCUCUAUUGGGCCGGAUUCUGACAAGAACGCCGUUCUUGACUCUAAGUUCCGUGUUCGUGGCGUAGAGAGCCUCCGUGUUGUUGAUGCAAGCGCAUUCCCUAAAGCUCCUGGAGCAUUUCCAGUUGUUGCGGUCUUCAUGCUCAGCGAGAAGGCAGCUAUUGACAUUCUUUCUGAACAGUAG